AUGGACGGCCUUUCAUACAACGUUAAUGAUGAUGAGGAAGGAGAGGAAGGUGAGGAAUACGAAGAAGAAGGGACUUAAAAUUAAAGCCAUGCUUAAUCUAAAUUAAGAGCAACUGGCUAACCUGCUGGCUCAUAAAAUGAUAAUCUUUCAUUAAUGCAAAGACAAAGAGCACUGAGUAAAAUAUCUGAUAAUUAGAAGCAAAUAUCUAAUCUUGCAAACUAGAGUUCCCUGAAUCAAUCAGCCAUCAGUAACUAACAAAGAAAUAUCUCAAAUUAAGGUUCCUUAAUAUCUCAAUAGUAAUAGCAAAAUGCGUCUCAUUACGGCAAUUAAUAAAUCUCUCCUCUUUCAAAUACUUACCUCUAAUCUAAUAACUAUUAAAGAAAAGAAGAGCCUUCAGUAAAAUCCAUUAAAUCACAGCCAAAAGAGGCAUUUGAUGAAGCUUAUAACCGUGGAAGAAAAGUUACAUCAGAAGAUGAAAAAUAGAUAUAUAUGCUGAAGCAAGAAAAUGAGCGUUACGUUGAGGAUAACAUACUUUUGAAGGCAGAAAAUGAUAGGCUAGUUAAACUAAUAUAUGAUAAGGAGAAGGCUGAUCAGCAAAAGUACUAUUCCGAGUUAGAUAUUAAGGAUAAAAAAAUAAAGAAACUCGACAUUGAAAUUGAAUAGUAUAAGAAAAUAGUCGAAGAACUUAGAAUAGACUUAGUGUCCAAGCAGCUUGAUAGAGAUAGUUUGAAAGCAUAACUCAUAAAUAAAAGUUUCUCGCCCAUCUUAUUCCUAAAUGACUACAGCAGGAAUGAAUUUUGGAAGAUGAUUACUAGAUAUGAAAGUGAUGCCUUGACUUUCUAAGAGGAUAAAAUAACAAUAUAGCAAGAAAUCCUUGAGUAAAGAUCUAUCAUAGCAAGACAGGAAACAGAAAUAUAGGAUCUCAAGAAGCAGCUGGAUGAUUACUUUGUUAUAAGGAGUGAAUUCACAAAGAUGAAAAUGGAGUAUGACAAGUUAUAUGAUAGAUACUCAGAAGUAGAGCAUCUGCAGAAGGAGACCAACUUGAAAUUUAGCGGCUUAGAGAAAUCUUACUUUUUCUUGGAAAAGGAGAGAGAGUCUUCCCACUCUAAAAUUCAGGAGCUGAGCAAUCUGCUGCAUGAAAGAUCUAUUGAAUCUAAUAAUGAAAAGAAAGCACUGAGAGAAUUUUUGCAAAGAUUAGAGCAGGAAAAAGGUUUGGCUGAGGAGGCUAACAAAAGAGAAAAGGAUUUCUCCAGUUAUAGAAUAGGGGCAAAAGUGUCGAGACCUUUUAAUCUUAGUGACUACUUCGUAAGACUUAAGACAACUUCAAUUUCAAGUGAGAAGUAUGCUGAGACCAUUGACAUUCUAUUUGAACUUCUUAAAACAGAACAAGCCAAUUCCUUGAAAACUGCAUCUAAAACUGACUCGACUAGUGUCAGCUCCCAACUCAAAUUAAAGGAUCACUACAAAUUAUUCCUAAAAGCGUUUUCAUCCAAGAAUUCGAAAGUCCUACAUUGCUGCUAUAAAAUUGUAAAGGAACUGGGAGAUAUUGAAGAUAGAGUGGAGGAAUUUGUCGAGAAUCAAGCAUCUGCUGCUUUAAUCAAAACUUACAAAACUACGGAUGAUUAUGCUAUAAAAUAAGACACACUAUAUUUCUUGAAAAAUUUCAUGUCAAAGGUUUGUAAAUUCAGUCAAGGUCAUUCUGACAAGGCAGAAAAUAAAAUACACAGUAUGAACUGCAUUGUAUACCUGGCUAAAACUUAGGAAAAUAGACAAGCACUCUCAAAUUACGACGUAUUUAACAUUGUUAUGACGAAUUUGAUACGAUCAGUGGAGUCUAAAGAGAGGAAAGUUGCAAAUGCUGCUAUUGGAGCACUGGCUUAUUUUUCUUUUGAAAGAGCUUAUAGAAUACUUUUGGCUAAUGCCAACUAGCUUUUCAACUUCUACGAACUACUUUUGUAAUCAAUUCAAGGUUCAGCUAGUGGAGGUAAUGCAACAGGAGCAGUAGAUAUUCCAGCCUCAACCAGAUAUGCAGCGGCUGUCAUCAUUGCUAAGAUGCUUGGUGAUAAGGAUUUGUUUGGAGUUCAUGAUAGCAUAAUGAAAGAGGGAGUUCUUACAUAUCUGGCAAAGGGUCUGAGAGACAAGCAAUCAAGUGUAAAGAAAGAAUGCGCAUAAAUUGUGAUUCAUCUAUCAAAAUACAUCGAUAAUAAACCUGAGUCAUUUAGGCCAUUAAUAAAUCCUCUUAUCAGCUCUUUGGGUGAUGAAGAUCAAUCACUUGUGGUAAAAUCACUUGAUUGCAUAAGAACACUCUCAUUCAACGACAAACUGAGAGAUUUCAUUGUAGAUAAUGGUUGUGUUAGUAUUCUUUGCAGUACCAUAGUACAGGAAUUGGCAGAAGUUAGUGUUGAAAUACUAAAGCAUUCAGUAUCUUUAUUGGUAGUACUUAUAUCAAAUGCUGAUGCCAGACAAAUUAUGUAUGAAGCGUCUGUCAUUUUACCACUACUCUCAUUUCUAUCUUCUGAAGAUAUUGAGGUUAGAGGCUUAUGGUAUGAAGGAUUAAAAGAACUGGGAGCUUAUUCAAAUUUCAGAGCACAACUUGAAAAUGCUGAAAACUCUAUGUUAAUAUUAAAAAGAGCCAUCAGGCAAGCUGAAACUACUUUUAUACUUUAAUUGAUUGCUGUGGUAAGAGUUCUCUGCCAAAGUCCAAUUUUGCUAGAUAGAAUAAUAGAUCCAGUUACUGUCCCUAAAUUAUUUGAGAUUUAUAAUGAUGCGAUGAAAUGGGCUGACUCCAAUAUAGAAAUCUAUGUACUUUAGACUUUAAGAUUAUUAUUCUCAAACAACAAUGGUAAACUUCAUGUAUUAAAAAAUGAAUUAAUGCUUGCUUACGCUUCAAGUUGUCUUGCAAAAGAAAAUGUAAAUGUAGCUAAUGAGGCUGCAUCAUUGCUUAUUGAAGUACUCUAAGAAUCUCGUAAGAACAAUUUCUCAUAACUCUUGUCUUUUAGAUUAAUCAUUGCAAAUAUUCGCAAGAAUACCUGUAGUCAAUAACCUAAUAAUAUAUUCCAAGAUCAACAAUUCUACAGCCGUUACCAGAGCUAAUGA
This is a messenger RNA of Stylonychia lemnae, 3096 nucleotides long. The record is from the annotation of a GenBank genome assembly. NCBI's taxonomy places the organism in Eukaryota, Ciliophora, Spirotrichea, Sporadotrichida, Oxytrichidae.